AUGCAGCAUGAAGAAAUUUCAGUACAAGGUUAUGCCGAUCAUAUGGAAACCGACCUUGUUUUGGAUACCACAAUUAAUACAAUUACCCAAUUCCGAGAUAUGUUAUUGCUUUCUGGACAUGAUGUAGUGGUUAUUCGCAUCGAAGACCAGUCUUUCCCUGUACUUCCUAAAGGUGUUUUUGAUGGUGUCCACCUAGAAGAUAUUUACAUACGUCGUAAUAGAAUUGACUCUUUAGAAAGUGGUGCAUUUGACGGCAGUGUUAUUCAAAAUGUUUUUCUGGAUGAAAAUGUGAUAGAAAGAAUACCGAAGGGAGUUUUUAAUGGAGUUGUUCUUGAAAAUAUUACAUUAGUUAAAAAUAAUAUCAGUGUUAUUGAAGACGGUGCUCUCGAAGAUUUUAAAGCAGAAACUAUUGACUUUAGUGAUAAUCAUUUAAGGGAAAUAAAAGCAACUACUUUUGAGGGAUGUAGUACAAAUAUUUUAAGAUUAGACUCAAAUAAAAUAAGUGAAAUAGAAGAAAAUGCGUUUAAAAACAUUCAGACGCUUUUUCACAUAAGUUUGGAGAAAAAUAACAUUGAAGAUUUUGGUAAAGUAUUUAACAAUUUUUCCAGUAUAUUAAAAAUAGUUAAUUUGGAAAAUAAUUGUCUCAAAGAUCUUCCCGCUGAGUGUUUCGCUGAUUCCGAAAUAAUAUGGAUAUACCUAGGCAACAACAAGUUAACUGAAAUAAAAAAAGAUGUGUUUAAUGGACUACACUUUGAAGCUAUAUCUCUUGAAAAUAACCAGAUAUCUAAUAUUGAAGAAGGCUCGUUUGCAGAUUUGCCUUUACAAUUUUUGCUUCUAUCAGGUAACCAACUAACUUAUUUAACAAAGCACAUAUUAGUUGGAGUUACUUCAGAGCUUUCUAAAGUAGACUUCUCGGACAAUCAAAUAUUAGAAAUUGAACCAGGAACAUUUCAUGGUUUAAUAAUAAACAAUCUGUAUUUAAACAAGAACAAAUUAAAAUCUAUCAAAAAGGGAAUGUUUUCUGGUGAAACUGUUGAAGUGUUGGAUCUGUCUGAUAAUGAAAUAUCUGAAAUUGAAAUAGGUGCAUUUGAUGACGUAACAAUAUUAGUAUCUAUUAACUUAAGUAACAAUAAACUUAUGGAAAUUACAGAAGGUAUGUUUUCUGUUCCCCUAGAUAAAAUAAAUUUUCAGAAUAAUGCGAUAACUUUAAUAGAUGAAAAUGCUUUUGGAGAUGUUGCUUUUGAAUCACUGCAGUUGGAUGGAAAUCCGAUUUUAGGAAAUAAAACUAUGUAG
Messenger RNA from Diabrotica balteata, 1293 nucleotides. The record is from the annotation of a GenBank genome assembly. Lineage: Eukaryota; Metazoa; Arthropoda; Insecta; Coleoptera; Chrysomelidae.